Messenger RNA from Punica granatum (pomegranate), 1918 nucleotides. The record is from RefSeq and is a predicted model, not a curated record. NCBI's taxonomy places the organism in Eukaryota, Viridiplantae, Streptophyta, Magnoliopsida, Myrtales, Lythraceae.
UGUCUGUCUGCCUGUCUCUCUCUCUCUCUCUCUCUCUCUCUCUCUACACCAUUGCAUUGAUAGCAGCUUAUAUAGGCUUUGAAUGAGCAAACACAGCAAUAGCUAAGAGAGGAUCAGAAAGGGAAACAAAAUCACACAUCUUCCCCAUAAAUAAUCCUUCACUGAUCUCCAAGUGAACAAAUACAGUUUCUCUUCUUCCUCCCGUCACUCGACUCGUCUUUCCUUCACUCCCACGACUAUAUACACGCGUCGCUCGGCUCGUCCUCCCGUAUAAUUGUUCGCUCGGGAUGUAUAUCAUGGCGAUGCAGAGGUUUUGCAACGCCAUGCACGGGAUGAAGGCGCCCCUGAUAAUGGUGGUCGUCCAGACUGCGUUUGCGGGCAUUAACAUCCUCUACAAGCUCGUGGCCAAUGACGGUAUGAGCCUCCACAUCGUCGUGGCAUACCGCUUCAUCUUUGCCACCGUGUUCAUGGUCCCCGUAGCCCUCAUCUUCGAAAGGAAGAACAGGCCGAAGUUAACGUGGAAGGUGCUCGUGCAGGCCUUCUUCUGCGGGCUCUUCGGGGGAUCGAUGGGUCAGAAUCUAUACCUGGAGAGCUUAGCACUGACGUCGGCGACGUAUGCUUCAGCCAUGGCAAACCUUGUUCCUGGAAUGACAUUCAUACUGGCCAUUUCCUUUGGGUUGGAGAAGUUGAGGCUGGGAACAAUGGCAGGGAAGGCUAAGGUGGCGGGCACAUUAAUGGGGAUAGGUGGGGCAAUGUUACUCACCUUCUACAAAGGCGUAGAGAUCGUUUUGUGGUCGACAAAUGUGAACUUGUUGAAGACAACCACCACCGCAGGCCAUUCUGCAGCUUCGUUGGCCGCACACCAGUCCAGUGAUCGAGCCCUUGGCUCCCUCUUGGCCGUCUGCAGCUGCCUCUGCUACGCCUUGUGGCUUAUCAUUCAGGCCAAGAUGAGCGAGAGUUACCCGGCGCAUUACUCGAGCACGGCGCUCAUGUCCUUCAUGGGGUCCGUACAGGCAGUGGCCUUCGCCCUCUGCCGGGAGAAGGAUUGGACCCAGUGGAAGUUGGGCUGGAACAUCCGCCUUCUGGGCGUCUCAUAUGCGGGGAUCAUUGGAUCUGGAGUGUGCAUUACCUUAAUUACUUGGUGCGUGCGCAUGAGGGGGCCUCUGUUCGUAUCGAUCUUCAACCCUCUUAUGCUCGUGCUCGUGGCCUUAGCAGGUUCCAUGGUCCUAGAUGAGAAACUGCACCUUGGAAGCGCGUUGGGAGCAGGGCUGAUAGUGUGUGGUCUCUACAUGGUGCUGUGGGGCAAAGGCAAGGAGAUGAAAAGGCUAAACCAAUUGAUGCCCUCGACUAACUCCAGCGAGUUACCAAAUGUUGUUCAUGUGAUCGAGAUCGUCGUCCCAUCCCCGAAGAUUAGCAUCGACCCAUCCCCGAAGAUUAGCAUCGACCCAUCAAAAGAUCAUAUUGACAUUAGUGGCCGCCCUUCUGACAUUAAUGUCAAUAACACGAGGGUAUCAACAGGAGACGAUGCCCAAGAACUACCCGGAAACAAGGUCACUUCGCAAUAACAAAGGAUCAAAAGGAAGACAAUAAAGAAGAAGAAAAUAAAAAAGUAUGUUUCAACCAACAUAUAUUGACUGACUCAAACGAGACUCAUCACAAACAUUCGAUCCUAAGAAAUCGACCGUAGCCAAUAGCUAUUAAUAGCUGUAGCAAGCUCACACAAAAUUCUGACUUGCCCUAAAACGGUGGCAUUUUCUCUCAGAAGUCGGAAAGUUGGUUGGUAGAUAGAAUCCGGUUCUUUAGUUUUUUUUUUUCCCCUGCUCAUAGAAUGUACUGCGGAUCGAAAAAUUUAGUGAAUAUAUGUGAAAUGAAAAUACUAGUCUUUCACUCAUAUGAUUUAUUUAAUUUUCAGUUUAAA